Cucurbitaria berberidis CBS 394.84 is the source of this 1689-nucleotide messenger RNA. Its product is annotated as MFS general substrate transporter. The transcript is spliced from 2 exons. NCBI's taxonomy places the organism in Eukaryota, Fungi, Ascomycota, Dothideomycetes, Pleosporales, Cucurbitariaceae. Gene Ontology annotation, biological process: transmembrane transport. The coding region runs from base 1 to 1689 and encodes 562 amino acids. The record is from RefSeq and is a predicted model, not a curated record. Gene Ontology annotation, molecular function: transmembrane transporter activity.
AUGGAGAAUCUUGAAAACGGGAAACAGGAAGCCUGGACGUCUGCAGAUCUCCCUCCUACCAAGAACCGCGAUGAUGAGCCAGGCACGCAUAGCCAAAUCGAGAAUCAUGAUUCUGCAUCCCGGCCUGGGAAGCCGCUCGCAUUUCACAUGUCCUUCAUCGCCCUUCUGAUCAUGGGUUUCAUUUGCGCCUUAGAUGCUACUGUGCUCGGUGUCGCGAUACCUUCUAUAGUAUACGAACUUGACGGAACGACUCUUGAGGGAUUCUGGGCCAGUAUCUCGUUCUUACUGGCCGUCGUCAUUGUCCAGCCGCUAUACACCAAUAUAUCCAAUGUCAUGGGCCGUAUGAUGCCCCUGUAUACCUCGUACUUCUUUUUCAUUGCUGGCUCCAUCGUCUUCGCCUUGAGUCGGAAUAUGACUACUCUGAUUGCGGGGAGGGUCCUUGAGGGCCUUGGUGCUGGCGGCCUGGACGUGCUCAAUGAAAUCAUCCUGGCGGAUAUCACAACCUUAAAGGAACGACCAAUGUACCUUGGCUACUUCGCUAUUCCCAUGCUGGGAGGCACCGUUCUUGGUCCAAUCCUUGGUGGUGUGUUCAGUCAGUAUGUCACCUGGAGGUGGAUCGGUUGGAUCAAUCUACCAUUAUCCGCUAUCGGGCUCGUUUUGUCAAUCUUCUUCCUGAAGCUGAAGGCUAUAGACCAACCAAUGCGGGAGAAAAUGCGUCGUCUUGACUGGGGUGGAAUCGUCCUCUUCACGACUGGCUGUACUUUGUUUGCUUCGCCCGUGGCCUGGGCAGGUGCGAUGUUCCCCUGGUCCUCAUACAAAACGCUAGUCCCCCUAAUAUUGGGCGCCGUAUUACUGGUUGCAUUUGCCUUCUACGAGAGAAGACCCAUCGAACCGGUAUUUCCCUACCGGAUGUUCAGCGAUCGGACUGCUGCUUUGACCCUCUUUGCAAGCUUCCUCCACGGUAUCGGCAACUACAGUAUCACACUGUAUAUUCCGUUGUUCUUCCAGGCUAUCUAUCUCGAAGAGCCAUUGGCGGCUGCUGUCCUGACUCUCCCUGUUUGCUUUUUAGCCAUCGCCACUGCAGUUUUAGCCGCCGUUGCUGUCGAGGUUUUGCGCAAGUACCGCCUUGUGAUACUUGUCAGCUGGAUUUUCAUGGCCGUGGGGGCGGGCAUUCUGACUCUGUUAGGGCCUUCCUCUACUCUGGCCGAAAAGGAGUCCUUUCAGGUUGUCCUUGGCAUUGGAAUUGGCGCUUUCUGGUCUGUUCUGAACCUCCCCUUGCAAGCCAGCAUGCAAAACGCCGACGACAUGGGCCUUGCAGCUGGAAUACUAUGCUCUUUCCGUCUCUUCGGAGGGCUCAUAGGGCUGUCAAUGUCGUCCACCAUAUUCAACACAAUCUUUAUUAACAAAAUUAAGGCUUUAGGCCCUCUUCCUGGUGAGCUGGCUGCUUUGAGUGAUAUACGAGAAGCGGUUGGCUUUGUACCACUUUUAAGAAACAUUGAAAAAUCAGUCGAGGUAUUAGAUAGCGUAAUUGAUGCAUACAGAAUAUCUAUCUUUGGAGUUUUUUGGAUGAUUGCCGGUACUUCUGGCGUGGGAUUCUUCAUCUCAUGGUUUAUCGAGGACAAGCCGUUGGAAGGGGAAGAGCUAGGGAAACAGCAUUUUGAAACAAAGAAACAGGAAUCAAUUCCAUAA